Penicillium verrucosum is the source of this 609-nucleotide messenger RNA. RefSeq lists its product as uncharacterized. The coding region runs from base 1 to 609 and encodes 202 amino acids. The transcript is spliced from 2 exons. The record is from RefSeq and is a predicted model, not a curated record. NCBI's taxonomy places the organism in Eukaryota, Fungi, Ascomycota, Eurotiomycetes, Eurotiales, Aspergillaceae.
AUGUCGAACCGCCCUAUAGAGGACAUUAUCUCCUGCCUGGCAGUAAACACAGAAAAGAGUCUCCCAAAUGCUGAUAUCAAAGGUCACUUUUUGAUAGAGCUGGUAAUUGUUACCAAUAGCUGGGAGAUACGUGUUCCCACAGGCCAAGGUGAUGUUCGUCUUCGACACACGGAAGAAGGGCAGAGGGUUGGGGUGUAUAUCGCGGGUGACAAGUUGAGGCAUUCAGGCAAAGAAGAGAUGAAUGCAGUAUUGCAAGCGUCUUGUGUGUUGCAGGCGAUCUGGGAGAACCCUCAAAUUGGUCGUACCUGGAUUGUCCAAUUUAAUCUAUACGCGGCUCUCAACAAAGACACUCGGAAACUCCAAACUUGUUCCUGUCACUGGGAUAAAGUUUCAGCCAUCGCCCGCCGGCAAUUUGAGACUCUUAAGGGAGAGCUCAACGUCAACUGCAACGACCCCGAACUAUAUAGAAAACAGGAGAUGUUUCAUGUCCCGGGAGGAAGUGAUGUUCGCCACAUCCUUGAUGAUUACCAACACCAACUACAAUUGCUGGAAAUAGGUGGAAGGAAGAGAUUGGAAGCAGCGAAACACACAGACUAUACAGUAGAGUGA